Diorhabda carinulata is the source of this 759-nucleotide messenger RNA. RefSeq names its product nuclear speckle splicing regulatory protein 1-like. The record is from RefSeq and is a predicted model, not a curated record. The coding region runs from base 1 to 759 and encodes 252 amino acids. The transcript has 14 exons. Lineage: Eukaryota; Metazoa; Arthropoda; Insecta; Coleoptera; Chrysomelidae.
AUGAAAAAAGAGAGAAAAGGGGAUGGUAGACGUACCGAUGAUUCACCGCAAACGAUGAAAAAAGAGAGAAAAGGGGAUGGUAAACGUACCGAUGACUCACCGCAAACGAUGAAAAAAGAGAGAAAAGGGGAUGGUAGACGUACCGAUGACUCACCGCAAACGAUGAAAAAAGAGAGAAAAGGGGAUGGUAGACGUACCGAUGACUCACCGCAAACGAUGAAAGAAGAGAGAAAAGGGGAUGGUAGACGUACCGAUGACUCACCGCAAACGAUGAAAAAAGAGAGAAAAGGGGAUGGUAGACGUACCGAUGAUUCACCGCAAACGAUGAAAAAAGAGAGAAAAGGGGAUGGUAAACGUACCGAUGACUCACCGCAAACGAUGAAAAAAGAGAGAAAAGGGGAUGGUAGACGUACCGAUGACUCACCGCAAACGAUGAAAAAAGAGAGAAAAGGGGAUGGUAGACGUACCGAUGACUCACCGCAAACGAUGAAAGAAGAGAGAAAAGGGGAUGGUAGACGUACCGAUGACUCACCGCAAACGAUGAAAAAAGAGAGAAAAGGGGAUGGUAGACGUACCGAUGACUCACCGCAAACGAUGAAAAAAGAGAGAAAAGGGGAUGGUAGACGUACCGAUGACUCACCGCAAACGAUGAAAAAAGAGAGAAAAGGGGAUGGUAGACGUACCGAUGACUCACCGCAAACGAUGAAAAAAGAGAGAAAAGGGGAUGGUAAACCCGGGAUACCUCCAAUUGUGAUAUAA